GCUAAUGCGAUAGCUGUCGGUCAGAUCGGUAGAGUGUUUUACGUGUCGAUAUAUUAAAUCAAAGUGUACCAAUGGGAAAUUCGGGUUCCAACGAGGAUACUCUCUCAGAAGAGGCUAUUGACGAAUAUCUCAAGCUGACGUACUUAAGUAGGGGUGAAAUUCGUCAAAUAUAUAAACUUCUCGACGACUUAGAGCCAGGCAUUCUCAAGCAAAAUCUGCAUUAUCGCUUUUCCACGGAGCAAAUCGACAAAAUUCUUCCACAGAUUCGUUGCAAUCCAUUCCGCGACGCGAUAUACAAGGUGUUCUCAGCAGAGCGAGAUGGACGUUUGAGUUUCGAGGAUAUCCUCGACCUCUGCUCGGCCUUCUCCGCAAAUUGUCCUCAGGGCGUGCGGGCUGCAUGGGCUUUUGAAAUUUUCGAUUUCGACGGUGACAAUCAAGUCUCUCUCGAUGAUUUGAUCGAGACGGUGCAGAGGCUGACGGGCAUGGACGAACGUGGACAGGUCCGAAUCGAUCGGCAACGCGCGAAGGAUGUAGCGCAAAUGAUACUGCGAGAAAUGGAUCUCUUUAAUACGGGCAACAUUACCCUGCAAGAAUUUGUACACACGCUAUCCAGAAUGCCAGAUUUUGCACAUACAUUCCAAUUUAAAAUUUAAUAACGUUUAAUUUAAUUGUACAUCUGACGCAAAUUUUAAAUUUUCUCAUUUGCCGUGUUAUAAAUUUUAUCGUAUUUUCUUAAUUGUAAUCAUUCCAUUUAAGUGUUUCUUUUUCAACAAGUUUUUCAACUUUUGACGCUUCUGACUUGAUUCAGUGCACCGUGUAAUAGUUAGUACUUGUAAACGAUGCAACUCGGGCAACUGUAAAUCGUUCCGAGAGUGAAAGCCCGGGAAAAUACAGCGUCGGUCUGCUCCUGCCGUGUGUUAGAGGCACAAGGACGGGUAGUACCUUGUACUUGACGUAAUACCACCAGGUACUUGGAGAAAUAGGAUGCAAUCGUACCUGGAGUGCAGCAGUACCUGUUAGCGUCGGACGCGAAGAAAGCUAAAGGAUGAAAACGGUCAGAGUGAACGUUUGCACCCCCUGCGAUAAAAUCGACGUGGAUAAAUCGCGAAAAGGGUUUUUAGUAUUACGUAUUUUUUUUAUUUUAUUAAAAAUAGUUAUAAGGAAUUUUCUUAUAAUUUAUACAAAUUUUAUCAUGCAAAGAAAAAUGCGACAUUGUUACCAAUCACGAUUUUAAUUUUAAUAUACGUGUAACGAAUUUACGUUUCGUAUUCGUCGUGUAAUAAAUUAAUAGUAUAUUGU
Molecule: messenger RNA, 1299 nt
Organism: Ooceraea biroi (clonal raider ant)
Lineage: Eukaryota; Metazoa; Arthropoda; Insecta; Hymenoptera; Formicidae
Product: calcium and integrin-binding protein 1
Molecular function (GO): magnesium ion binding; calcium ion binding
Source: RefSeq, a predicted model, not a curated record